UCACAGCCCCGUUUAGCCAUAAAUAUUUAACAAGAGCAGAUACUCAAGUUAGGCCCGCUAUGUAGAGCUACACAGUCAAGUAGGCUAGAUAAACUACUGAAACAAGCUGCAGCAUUCAGCGACAUUUGCACGGACUAAAAAAGAGGGUCUCUCUCUGAAGACACGUGACUAGUGAACGCUGGAAAAGCUCAUAUAUGAAUCCAUGCCCUCAUUCAGCGAUGCUUCCAUGUUGGUCUGUAGAAAAGUCCAAACAUUAAUUGCAGUGAUAUUCGGAUUGAUUUACCCUAUACUCGUUGUAUUGGUAAAUAAGAUCACGUGAUCCACGUAACCAAUCGGUGGAGAUGAAGCCAGCAAAAAUACGAGAUUGUUGCGAGGCCGGAUAGCCGUAACGGCACCACCUUUUAUAUGUCUCUGGAUGGAUCAAAAGCAUGUCGACCGGCAGCGCUCUGGCGAAUUAUUAUGUGGACUCUAUCAUGGGGCACGAGACGGAGGAACUUUAUGGGGCGCGCUUCACGCAGGGCUCUCUUGGGCAGACCUCCAGGCGGUCAGGUGGGAGGGAGAGUGCAGACUUUUCCGCCUGCAGCUUUGAACCUAAACCAGCCAUCUACUCCGGAUCCUGGGCCUCGGCUCACCCGCCGUCCGUCUCCGCAGUGCCCGGACUUUACCACCACUACGUCCCGCAGUCCCACCUUGCUUCCUCAUCCGAUAACAGAUUUGUUCGUUCUUGGCUAGAGCCAAUCCCCAGCUCCUUGCCCCUCUCCGGAUAUCACCCCCCUAGCCCGCCCUACCAGACAAAGCCGGACAGCAGAGCUCCAUCGAAGAGCAACGAAUGUCUCUCUUAUGCAGUCCCAGUCACCCCUAAAUUUAUCUGCGAAAACAAGGACUCAGAAGCCCUGGAUAAAACUUCCAAAGAGUCCAAAAGUGACAUGUCGAACCACAGCGAGCCCCAAGAGGAAAAGCAACUUGACCCAAGCAACCCUUCAUCCAACUGGAUCCACGCUAGGGCCGGCAGGAAGAAGCGAUGCCCCUACAGCAAGCACCAGACCCUGGAGCUGGAGAAGGAAUUUCUCUUCAAUAUGUACCUGACCCGGGAGCGCCGCUACGAGCUUGCUCGGAUACUCAACCUUACCGAACGCCAGGUCAAAAUUUGGUUCCAGAACCGACGAAUGAAGAUGAAGAAGAUGACCCGCGAGAGAAAUAUUAGGAAUAAGCUAUAAGUUUAAUCCUUCAAUAUCAAAUUGUACGGUACGGCCCGUGCCUAGCUUGUGGUACUGUGGUUAGGCUUCAGCCCACUGGGCGGAAAUGUAGAUAGGAGCUCAUGAAACUAUUAUUUUGUAAUUUGUUCCCAUAUUGGUGUUUUUCCCGUAAUAAAUUAAAGGUAGGCUGCUGAGAAAAUUCUAAAUGUCUUUUGGUUUGCAGCGACAAACAGGCCUCACAUAGGCUAUACCUUUGCGCAUGGGCCAAAUUAAAAGGUUUGAC
Hypomesus transpacificus is the source of this 1479-nucleotide messenger RNA. Its product is annotated as homeobox protein Hox-D9a-like. Gene Ontology annotation, cellular component: nucleus. Gene Ontology annotation, molecular function: DNA-binding transcription factor activity, RNA polymerase II-specific; RNA polymerase II cis-regulatory region sequence-specific DNA binding. The record is from RefSeq and is a predicted model, not a curated record. The transcript is spliced from 2 exons. NCBI's taxonomy places the organism in Eukaryota, Metazoa, Chordata, Actinopteri, Osmeriformes, Osmeridae. Gene Ontology annotation, biological process: embryonic skeletal system morphogenesis; regulation of transcription by RNA polymerase II; proximal/distal pattern formation. The coding region runs from base 429 to 1217 and encodes 262 amino acids.